Messenger RNA from Bursaphelenchus xylophilus (pine wood nematode), 8020 nucleotides. The record is from the annotation of a GenBank genome assembly. Lineage: Eukaryota; Metazoa; Nematoda; Chromadorea; Rhabditida; Aphelenchoididae.
AUGUCUAUAAAUUCGUGUCUAAGUUUCUUCCAUGGACGGCGAAGAAAUUGCAGUCUGGAGUACGAAUUGGCCGAGAAAUUCAUUGGAGAAUACUCCUUUCACACUGUAGGUGAUCGGGGGGUUGUAUUGGUAAAAUACGAUGAGUUUCUGUCUGUAUGCAAUAAUAUUUUUUGAUCGUUGUGCCAGUAUGACGUUUAAGAACUGGGAUUGUUGACGUACACUCGAUACAGUGGGGGACCUGAUCCAGUGGCAAAAAACGUACCAUUUUGCAUCUGGGAAGUAUCAAAAAUGUGGCAAAAUGCUUCCCUCUCCAGGCCGAUUGCAAAAUGUGCGCCCGCUCUUUUUGUGAAGGAAAGGGCGCGUCCUUCAAAACGAAGUUUUUUCACUCGGAGAGGGAAGCAUUUUACCGCAUUUUUGAUGCUUCCCAGAUGCAAAAUGAUACGUUUUUUGCCACUGAAUUAGGUCCCUCAACGUACUGAAAGCUUUACUCUGUCGAAUGAAGAGAAUUUUCUAUCCGAAAGGGCUCCAAAUUUUGAGCUAUGACCUUAAUUUAGACUAACAUGUCAUCAAAAAUAAGGUUUUUGCCACAAGUAGUUUAUUUUUGAUAAUUUUGAAGCAAAAUUAUCCCCCAAACCUCGCUAAAUUUUCUGUUCUCCCUUUUUCACUUCUCUCCAACCUUUACAACACCGAAAUGACCAUUAACUUUACAAAAAAAAAACACGAAAAAGCUUGAAAAUGAUCCGUAAAAACACUGGGCAGGUGGGUUCACAAAACCCCCUCGCUUUUUUGCAUGUAAUCUCCCCUCCACUAGAAGAUCGAGGUGCCCUUUGAUCCAAUCGAGCCCCCUUCUCCCCUCUCUUUUUUUGCCAUCUCUUGAGAAAAGGGGCCCGAAAAAUGGACAUUUGGCGCGGGGUUACAGGGCUCCGGAAAAUUUAUAUUCUAAAUUAUAUUUUUGGGUCCCGAGAUGUUUUCGGAUUGUAUUCGAGGACGAAAUUUUAUUUUUGGUCCGGUUUUGGGGGGAAGUUUAGGGAUUUUGGAGAUUUUUAAAAAAUUUUUUGACCAAACAUGUGUGUAAAGUGACCUUAAUUUUGUUCAAAGUAGAAGGUAAAUUAAUUUAAAACAAAAAUUGUUUUUGUUUUGAUCAAAUUAAGCAAUUUUUUGACUAAAAUAAUGCAGAAAAUCCGAAAAUUUAUGUAAAUUUUGGAUUUUCUAUUUUUAUUAGUCUCCGCUUGCCCUAAUUUUGAAUUUGCCAAAUACCAGAGGGAGUAACACACCUUGCACUGCCUUUUUCCCUCCUCGACUGCAGUGUUUAUAAUCCGAUUUUGGCGCUCUUUCAUCACCUUUCCUCUCCACUGCUUUGCAUAGCCAUCGUUCUCAUAGCGAGUGAUAAAUGCGAACGACCCGAAAGAAGUUGGGCGGCGAUUGCUUUCACUCCUCAUCGAAUGUUGAGCAUGUUUUUCAAGGUGAUUCAUUUCACCCUCGUCCGACUUUUUUUAUUUGUUUUCUCCCAGGUUCUUGACAAGCUUUUUGUGGCCACUCCGAUUAGAAAAACGUGUAUUUGAUACUCUCUCCGGGCUGGAAGAUCUCUUGCUCAUCCAGAUGUUGCAUUUUAGAAGGGGUUUUAGCCUAAUCUUUAGUGUUAUAGAGGGAUAUUGACCUUGCACUAGAUUCAGUUGACAAAAGCCUAUAUAAUGGUCAUUGUGGGACGAAAAAAUGUUUUAUAUCAAAUUUUCUUAUUCAUAAUGGUACUUUUGACGCUCUCUGGCAAUAGAUAUUUUCAUUUUGAGGCAAUUCCAUGACAUUAUUUGGUUACCCUCGGGCGCAGCUUGCCAUUUUAAAAAUUUUCAAUUUUUGUAAAUUCAAAUAUUUAAUUAUUUUCGCUUGCAGAUGCUCAACUUGCCAUGCGAAAAGGUGCUACAUGAUGCAUUUUUGACGGGUGUUUUGAACCUGAAUCAACGUCAGCUGAAAGAAUUUCCGACGGAUGCCCUCGCCGGUAAUGACAUCAGUGAUCUCAUCAAAGCAGGUAUGUAGAGCACAAAAAAAGGUCUCAAAGGCACUUUUAAAAACUUAGGAAGCGUUUAUACUACUUUUAGAACGUUAUUUUAUCAUAAAAACAGGUUGUUGCAGAAUGCCAAAAUUGGCGGGAAAUUUUAAAUUUAAAUUUUUAUCGUUUCAGACAUAAGCUCAAACUGUAUUUCUCAACUGCCCAUUACAAUAUGCGAGUUACGGUCGCUGGAAACCCUCGAAUUUCGCUCAAAUGCCCUCCGGACAAUUCCGCCAGCCAUUUCGUCGAUGGUCUCCCUAACCUACCUGGAUCUCAGCGAUAACCACUUGACUGAACUGCCAGAUGCCCUGUUCACACUGCCUCUCAGAGUACUAUUGUUAUCGCGGAAUCGACUUCAGACGUUAUCAGUGGAGAUUCGACAUUUGGCCCCCACAAUCGAGGAGAUUGACUUGUCGGCCAACAAAAUCCGGGUACUUCCAAACGGUUUAUCAGCCCUGACCGAGCUCAGAGUCCUGAACUUGCGCGGUAAUCAGCUCAAAGAUCUCCCUGCCGGUGUGUUUUUGGCUGUUUUGAGCUUUGUGCCUUAGGCUUUGAAAUUUUAUAAAUUUUUUCAAUUUUUUUUUUUAAUUUUCAAACAUUUUUUUUUAAUUUUAAUUUUUUUUUAUGAUUUUAAAAUUAUUUUAAGACAUUGGAACGAUGAGUUUGAAGUCCCUAGACCUUGCCAAUAACAUGCUUAUUCGACUACCAGCCGAACUGUAUCGACUUGGAGGAUGUGUUGAGUUCAAUGUGGAUGGAAAUCCAUUAAUUGAACCUCCAAUGAAUGUGGUUCGGAGGGUAGGUUGGGGUUUUUAGAGGGCAAUUUGCUUUUUAAGUUAAUGUUUUUGUGAAAUUCAUGAUUUUAUGUCGAAAAGUUUAGAAUUUGUGAAAGAAUUUAUGUUUUUUAUACAAUUUUUUCAAGUUUUUGGAUUUUUAGGGCUUGAAUAGUGAAAUAUUGAAGACACUUAUUGUCUAAAGUUGAGAAGAAUCUUAUAAACGAAGAAAAAUUUCAGCCGAUGAAAAAUUUUUUCAGGGCCGAGCUCACAUUUUCAAAUGGCUCUCAACGAAAAUGGAUGAAACCCGGCCAAAUCAUGGCCUCAUGGAGAAGAUGUUGAAUGGUGAUCAUGCCCUAACGGCUAGCUGUGCUGCCUUCGGACUGCCGAAUUCGUAUGGCAUGGAUUUCAGCCGCGCCAACACGCUGAACGCCACCAUCCGGCGCUCCGAUCGAGGAAGGUGCGGCAAAGAAAAUUUUGUUAAUUCCGCCUCUCUCCUCUCACGUCUGCAGGAACUUUUUGUCAAAACUAACAGCCCUAGGGACGCUUCGGAGCACGAGCCGUCUGAUUUGUCUUCUGAGAUUUCCGACCGGUCGGAACUCAUCGAUCUUUUGAGGUCUCAAAUUUUUGAUGUCUGUGGCAAAAAUCAGGUAGAAAGUGACGAAAUAAUGGGUAGAGAACCGUUAGAUCUGGCUGAUAAGAUGUCAAUAGACUCUGGCUGUCGUAGUAUGAACAUGUCUUGCUCAUCAGACGCCGAUGCCAAGCACACGGCACCAUUAGAUCCACCGCAAUAUUCGACUGGAUUUCUGACGGAAUCUUUUUUUAAUUUUUGCUCUAGGCCAAAUAUUCCGAAAAGUUUCUCGUGCGCUAGCUUGCAAGACCUUAAUCUGAAUAUUCAACCCUCCUACGUACCUUAUAUUCCGAAUGUGGUACUAAAUUUCCGUGAUAACACCAUUAACCUGGACCUUGUUUUGGUAACCCUACUUGUUAUUGCUCUGAUCUUGUUGCCUGGGGUUCUUUGGGAAUUUGUGAGGUCCGGAAAGGUCCUAAAGGUUGUUACUAGCUAUCCACUUGGUCUGCUUAGGAUUUUAUAUUGGUUUAAUGAGGUGUUCUUUGCAAUCCUCGAAUUUUUGGUGUAGACCUUGGAAAAAUGGGUUAUUCUUUGAUUUUAAAGUAAUUUUCUAUGGGUAUUUUGUUCUCAAAAUUUUCAUCAGACUGUAAAGUCUCUGUUCUGCCAGUUUUCAGCCAUUUGAGAAUUUGAAUUGCCAAAUUUCCGCCAUUUUUAUCACUCGCCGAUGUCUCUUUGGCAUUCCGUUGCAUCCUCAUUUAUCGUCGGAAAAUAGGUGUCCGCCAUCAUUUUACGUUGGCUUCUGGUCGUUCUAGGUGCUUGACUUCCACAUUCGUCGCCAAAUCUUUGUUUCUUCGCUUCAAAGAUCUCUAAAACAAAAUCCCGAUAUCUCCACUCGAAUUUGAUUGUUAAUUGACAUGAAACAGAUAUAAAAAUGAAGGAAAUUCAUUGAAUUAUGAGUUGAUUGUUCGAUUUCACGGUUUUGUGACGUUCGUAACGCUUUUUGUGUUGUUUUAGGUUGUGAGAGGUGUUGUUGUCCCAAUUUUUGAUUGUUUGUGUGGAUUUACCCUGAUGUCUGUGUGUGUUGGGAUUUUUUAGGACACUAGAUGCAUUUACUUGAAGUUUAACAUCAUUUUUUAUUCUUUUUUGGGCAAUUUUUUACGAAAAAUCUUUUUUUCUUACCAAAAAUCCCGUUUUUCUCCAAAAAAUCGCUUAUAACUCAUAGCGAGGCAGUUUUUCCCGCUUGUCUUUCUCUUCCAUUAUCGCCGGUCGUAUUGUGACUUCAUUCUCGGUUCGCAUUCUUGUCGUUCGAUCUGUAAUAUCCGCCCAUUUCCCGAAUAUUCGCCGAAAACCCAGCAGUUUUAACCAAAUUCUUGAAUUUUCCCGCUAUGGGCGCUUAUUGCAAGAAAUUUUGUUUCCAGUUUUCGCUUUCUUACCCUUUGGUUCUAAUUAUCGUUUAUUUUUGGUUCAGUACGCAAAGAAACAUCGACCAAAAGCGAAUCGAACGCCGUUCCAGAUCCACUCGACUCACCACGACCGUCCGAUGCGGACCCUUCAACGGCACGGAUUCCGGCUACAUAUCGACUGGGGACGAUCUUCGCGAACAGUUGGAGGUAAAAAUUGGAAAAUUGAAUGAUGCUUCCGUUAAAAUUUAUAUUAUAGUAGGCACUAACCUAGAUUUGAUGGUUGUAAAGCUGUAUAGAAUAGAAGAAUAUUAUGUUUGCAGAAAAUUUAAAGCUAGUUGUGCGUAUUUUCAAAUGAAUCUCGGACAUUUUUCAGUCGAUCAAUUUGGGGUUGUCUGAACUGAACGCCAGCACUCGGACCUUGUGUUAUGUUGAUGAAACGGAUGUGAACUCGAAUGACACCUCCGUACAUGGCGGUGAUUUGGCCAAGGAGAUUAUGAAAACUUAUGAGCAAAAUAUGGUAAGCUUUUUGGCUUUUUUGUUUUGAAUUUUAGGUGCCUUAUAAGGAUCGCAAGGUUGUAAUUGACAGUUAGCAUCUCUGAAUACAUUUUUUUUAAAUCUACGUUGGAUUUUUGGUAAAAUUUCUGCCGUUUAAGGUCGGUUCCAUCAACAACAUCUACAGUUCAAGUAAACCCCCAACACACUCGGCUAGCCUCAUGGACCUGAGCAACAACAACCUCACGAAGCCAGCUCACAUCAAACCACGCCCGACAAACGUAGUUCCACCCCUCAGCAGGGAUAAAUCACACAAUGGAAUCAGUUCCACGACAUUGAACACGGUCCUAUCUCCAGUUGAAGAAACCACCGAAAAAUCGGCGGAAAGUAAGCGGUUAAGGUGGCUUCCGAAUCCUCCAGGAUCAUUGUUUCUGAGUUUUUGCUUAGGCUUUGCUAGCUGGCUGCUUCAAUAGGUUCUGAGACUUUUUUGUUUUACCAUGGAUAACAUAAUUUUUUUAAAUUUUGAAAGAAUUAUUGUCUUGGAUAUAAAAAGAAUAAUUGUAAAUAGUAAGAAAUGGUUUUUCAGUUACCACGAAGCCGCCGACACUUCAUUUGCACAAGAAUAUUACUGCAAACGGCAACGCCGACCCCGCCAAGACCUCCUCUACGACUCCGGACGCCCAUUCCACCGUCCCGAAGCCAAACAGCGCUCCGUCUCGUCCCACGGACUCCGCCACGAAAGCCUCGAGAAACGGAACGGCCAAGGAAAAUGGAACCAUCGCGCAGAAUGGCCAAGAAAAGGUAAGAUUUAUAUUGUUUUUGUUGGAUUUUAGGCAACCGUUCAAAAAUUUGACUGUAAAAAGCUCAAUUUUGAUGUUUUCAGCCGAAGAUUGGAAACGUAAGAGCUCCAGUCCGCUCCGGAUCUACCUCAACGGGCACGAAGCUCCCAUCGAGUCGGCCAUCCACCCUAUCGACGGCUUCGCGAAGCCGGAUGGGCUCCAGCGUUAACGUCUCACAACUCUCGAAUGGAACGAAACCGGCGAGCACAACGUCCACAACUUCCUCUAGGAUCUCAUCACGGUCUUCCUCGACCAUGUCGUUGGCUCCGACCAAAAGGGAAGCCGUAAAAGUUGUGAGAAAAACGACGGCACCGAGAGGAGCAAAAGUUCAACCGGUUGGAUCAAAAGUUGGAGUCAAAACGGUGAGUUUUUCAUGUUAUAAGAGGCUGUGGAGAUUGGAGAGAUUUUUUGGAGGGAGUCGAGAUUUAUGAGGACCUUUUUUAAGAACUUUGGACCUUAUUUUAGAUUAAAAUGGAGGUCUUUUGGGAAAAAUUGUAAGAUUCUUGAUUUUUUGGAUUUUUCGAUUGCGAUCAUGGUGAAAUACGUAGAAGAGAUUAUCUAGUUUGUCUAUGUGAAAUUUUAGAGAAUUUGGAAUAUUUUGGGACGUAUUUUAGACAAAAUUUUUCAAUUAUAACCCAAAAAUUUUUUAGGUUUUGAUUUUUCAUUAAAUUAUUGCCGAUUUUUAGAUCCCAACUGACUCCCCAGACUCUGCGAAGGACGUUAAUGCCAACAAUGCGAAACCUCCAUUCCAAAAAGCUCAGAGUAUGGACAGAAGUACGAUUUCAAUACCAAAAACAACUACAACAAGAUCGAAAACUGCCCUCCCAACAAAACUCAGCCAAUCUGUGAUGAGCCUGAACGGAAAUUCGAGCACAAAAACCAUCACUUCAGUUGAUCUCAUGCGAAAAACAAUUCAAAAGCACUUGGAAACAGAGAAAUUGGAAAUUCAAAAGGAAAAAUUGGCAAAUCAACUGGCCGAUGGUGUAAUUCUAUGUAAUUUUGUGAAUGUCUUGUUCCCAAAAAGUGUCCCAACGGUGGCCAAAGCUGUAGGAAGCUUGGUAAGAAAUUUUGAGAAGGUUUGAAGGGUUUUCGAGAAGUUUUUUAAUGGUGAUAUCAAAAAAAUUCAGAUUUUUUUGAUUUUUAAUGUCUGAUGAUAAAAUAUGUUGAUAUUUUGGUUGCAGACGGUCGCCCCAACCCGUGCUAGACGGAACAUUGAGAAUUUCAUCACCAUCGCCAGAAGUCAAGGAGUUUCCGAGGUAAAUUUUUUAAUUUUGAAGCAGAGGUUAUGUUGUGGUAGAGAAAAUGCAGAAUUUUCGUCGGCUGGGUGAUAAAAAAAGUUUUGAUGGGUUGAUUAUUUAAUUUUGAGUCAGAUGAGGGAGUAUUUUGUUGAUUAUGAGGCAUAAUGUUUAUGUAAAACAACAAAUUUAUAUUAUGAUAGAUUUGGAAAUGAUUGAAAAAGAGGCAAAAUGUCUUACAAAUAGAUGACUGGCAUAGUAAAGGCCGGAUUAAGCCGUUGCAAUGGAUUUGUUGCGUUAUUUUUUAUAGAAAAAAUGAUACGUCCAAAAGUUAUGGAAGGAUCAGUUUGGGGGUAAUAUUACCCGAUUUGACAUCUUUAUAAUGGGCUUAAAUGAUGCAAGAUGGCUAAAGAGAUAAUUAUGAGACUAAAAGAGUCAUUCAAAUAAUGGAAAUUAAGAAAAAAUUAAAAUUUUCUAGCAAUUUUACCUAGUGUAAUAUAAAAUUUUUACAAAAUUUGAGUUUGAUCUCAAGUAAAAGAUAAAAGUGACAGCAAAUAUUUACAGACUUCUCUGUGCACGGUGACCGACAUCCUCGAACGAAAAAAUCUCCAAAAUACGGCGAAAACGGUGCUGGCUCUAGCGAAAUUGGUCGAGAAAAACGUGUAA